Messenger RNA from Metarhizium robertsii ARSEF 23, 843 nucleotides. RefSeq lists its product as uncharacterized. The coding region runs from base 1 to 843 and encodes 280 amino acids. Lineage: Eukaryota; Fungi; Ascomycota; Sordariomycetes; Hypocreales; Clavicipitaceae. The record is from RefSeq and is a predicted model, not a curated record. The transcript has 2 exons.
AUGUUUGAGCUGCCCGAGGCAAAGAGGGUGCGCCGGGAGGAUUUGAACAAUGAUCGUGAUUCAUCAUGGAGUGGCAGUGGAGACGAGGGCAUCGAUCUAGACUUGCAGGCGAGGCUGAAUGCGCAGAUCGCCAAGUCACUGGGCAUGGAUGUUCAUGAGCCGGCGCCUACAGCUUCAACUCCUCACGCAAGGCCACAUCUAGCACUCCAAAAUCCCACCGAGGCCACCAAAGAAGGUGACGGAAAGCAAAAGGUGCAAGAAAAUUCCGACGAGGACCUGGGCGAGUUCGACUUCCGGCUCUUCGGCACUGCUGGCGCGCCGGCCAAAGUCGUCCUGGAAGAUGACACCGGGCCUCUUGGAGAAGGCGCAUUGGUACAUCGACGACCUCCAUCAUAUUACUUGGUGCGAAAUGUAUCCGACAGCAAAAGGCGAGAGUACUUGGCUGCAGCAGUGACUGGAGAAGAGGUCGUCGAGCGAUCACACUGGCCGGCAUGGGGAAUGGAGUUGCCAUGGAAAGUGACAAGGGUGACUAUCGUGAGAAGGGCAAAAGCCGAGGAUAACGAAAAGAUGGAGGGAGUGGUGACGGGACAGGAGAACGCAAAGACGAGAAAAAGGCCGGGGAAGAAGAGGCGGAUUGCGACGCGGAUGAAGAUCAAGGCUAAGAGGGAGAAGGCUGAUACUGCGGCGAAGAAAGCGCUGGAUAAGGAGGAAUAUUUAAAGGAGAAGAAGAAGAGGCUGAACCGGUUGAAAAAGAUAAGGAAGAGGGCGAAGAAGAAGGCGGGCAAGCCCGAUGGGGAAGAAGAUGGUCAGGACGACGCCUCGAGUGGAAGCGGUGGCGAAUAG